AGGGCGUAUGUUCCACGCUCGUAGAAGUACUACAUUAGAAUCCCUGUUGCAUUUAAUUUGAGUCCAAAAGUACGAUUUAAUGACAACUACAAUGUAUUUGUAGCUUUAAUUUUCCCUCCGACUCAAUGAAUAUAUUGUUUCUGAAGUGACUGCUACAACAGACAGGUAUUUUAGCGGAAAUAUUAUAUCUAUUCAGUGUAGUUCUACGUUGACACCGCUUCUACGUGCUCUUGCGUGGCUCUCGGGGAGGCGGACGCAAGAGCGACAUAAAUCUCGCAGUGAUGGCUGCUCCGCCAGAAACGGAGAGUUUGGAGUCACGUAUCAACAGAGCAACCAACCCUCUGAAUAGAGAUACAGACUGGAGCAGCAUCAACGCUUUCUGUGAACAGCUCAACAAUGAUUUGGAGGGACCUCAGCUGGCCACCAGGCUGUUAGCCCACAAGAUACAAUCUCCACAGGAGUGGGAGGCCAUGCAGGCUCUACUGGUUUUGGAGACCUGUAUGAAAAACUGCGGGAAAAGGUUCCACAAUGAAGUGGGCAAGUUCCGCUUUCUCAAUGAACUUAUCAAAGUAGUUUCUCCGAAGUACCUGGGUUCCCGGUCACCAGAGGCAGUGAAGAAGAAGGUCUUGGAGUUGAUCUACAGCUGGACUUUAGGUCUGCCUGAUGAGGCCAAGAUCUUGGAUGCCUAUCAGAUGCUAAAGAAGCAAGGUAUUCUCAAACAAGACCCCCAGUUGCCCCCUGAUUUACAACCUACUCCUCCUCCUCCCAGACCCAAAAAUGCUAUCUUUGAGGACGAAGAGAAGUCCAAAAUGUUGUCACGCCUGCUGAACAGCUCGCAUCCUGAGGACUUGAAAGCUGCCAACAAACUCAUCAAGGACAUGGUCCAAGAGGAUCAGAAGCGAGCAGAGAAGGUGUCCAAGCGGGUCAGCGCCAUUCAGGAGGUGAAUGAGAGCGUCAGCCUGCUGACCCAGCUCCUGCAGGAUUACGACAGCACCGCUACGAGUCAGAGCAACUUGGAGCUCAUACAGGACCUUUACCAGCGCUGUGAAAAAAUGAGACCCACACUGUUCAGACUGGCAAGUGAUACGGAAGAUAACGACGAAGCUCUCGCGGAGAUCCUGCAGGCCAACGACAGCCUGACUCAUGUCAUCAACCUGUACAAACAGCAGGUGAAGGGGGAGGUCGUCAACGGCAACAAUGCGUUAAACGCCCAGAAACAACCACCAGCAGGGGGGACAGCACUGCUGGAUCUGUCUGGCUUGGACACAUCACCCCAGUCGCCUCCCUCCUUCCCGGAAUUCCCGACUCCAACCGACAGCCUCAAUGCAACCUCACAGGAGACUGGCAUCUCUUUACUUGAUGAUGAGCUCAUGUCGCUCGGUCUAAGUGAAGGAACACACACCUCUAAUCCGACCUCACAGCCGGAAGACUCCACAGCCUGGGAUUCUUUCCAGUCAUCCGACAGCAUCGAUGCAGACAUCCCAGCAGCACCCAGUCUCCUCCUGAGUCCAGAAGCACCCUCCCAUCCCAUCUCCCCGGGCUCGGCCCCCAGAGGUUCGGCCCUUGAUGAGCUGGACUUGUUGGGAAAGACGCUCUUGCAGCAGUCCCUCCCUCCUGAGGGCCUGCAGGUUAAAUGGGACAAACAGCAGUCCAAACCAACUCUGCGAGAUUUACAGAGCAAGUUGGGGUCCAACAUUACCCCCAACCCCAUCCCAGCCUUUGUCUCAGACCAUCCCAGACUACUCCUCCACUCAGAACCCGGCCUUGGCCCCACGUUGCUGGACAUGACCCCCGCUCAUACGGAGACUCCGUCUGCCGAGGUCUCCCUGGCUGAUGUUUUUGUACCUCUGGAAUCCAUUAAGCCCAGUAGUCUGUUACCUGUCACGGUCUUUGACGGACACAAUCUACGCGUUCUCCUCCACGUUGCACGCGAUUCACCUCCAUCUCGCCCCGACGUGCUGGUGGUGAUCAUCUCCAUGCUGUCGUCCGCUCCCGUGCCCGUCACCAACAUCAACUUCCUAAUUUCGCCGCAGAAGUCAGUGGCGGUGAAGCUGCAGGCACCUUCGGGAACGGAACUUCCUGCGUUCAAUCCCAUUCUUCCUCCUGCUGCCGUCACACAGAUCAUGCUCCUGGCAAACCCAAACAAGGAGAAAGUUGAGCUGCAGUACAGAUUAAGCUUCACAAUAGGAGAGCAGGAGCACAGUGAGAAUGGAAGUCUCCAACAGUUUCCCGCCCCAGACACGUGGGGGCAUCUAUAGCGUUAAAACCACCCACAGAACUCUACCAUCCCCGGAUUAUUAAACGUGGUCUCCUCCUUUUUGCUUCUUGAUUGCUCUGUACCUGCUAGGAUUUCCUGCUUCCUGCUUCACGCUGUGUGCGUACACGCUUUUACUGACUUUGCUUUGCCCGGUCUCUGCUAUGUGGCUGCUUCUCUCCCCCCCCCCCCAAAGGUUCUUUUAAAGACCGUGCUACCAACGAAGAACUGACAACUACUGUAUGUGCAUAUCUGCUCACUUGGUGUGCUUCAAGUUCUCGGGGUCUUGAGCGCACGUCUCGAUUGUGUACAAUUUUACCUUCACCCUCUGCAUGCAAGUCAACACGCCAAAAGAAAACACACACAUGACCUGGUCAUAUAGUUUAUCAAACCAAAACUGCUGAAUCAUCUUUUUUUUUUGUCUUUCGUCAAUCUGGGAUUUUCCUUUUUUGUGUAACGGAGAGGAAAAAAAAAAAGUACUGUGACAUUGUGUAUUUUCUGCCAUAUGUGCCUCUUGUCAUUUCUUUUCCCAAUAACACGUUUGAAUUGUUGAUUUCUGUCAUUUCAUUCAUGAAAGCUGCUUCAUAUUAGCUUCAUUGUUACAUUCACGCCAUUUCUAAGUUGAAGUAUAAAAGAAUCUCAUGAACCGCAUUGAGUUUGUCAUCAUGCUGAGCACUCCAUCCUCACUUCCUUCUCUCGCUCUACUAACCCAUUCUUUGUAAAUACCAAUGUACAUUUGACUUGUGCAAGAGCAUAACGACCAUUAAAUAUGCAGAAGUGACAAUAAAGGUUUUUCU
Messenger RNA from Doryrhamphus excisus (bluestripe pipefish), 3051 nucleotides. Its product is annotated as ADP-ribosylation factor-binding protein GGA1-like. Gene Ontology annotation, cellular component: trans-Golgi network. Gene Ontology annotation, biological process: intracellular protein transport; Golgi to plasma membrane transport; protein localization to cell surface. NCBI's taxonomy places the organism in Eukaryota, Metazoa, Chordata, Actinopteri, Syngnathiformes, Syngnathidae. Gene Ontology annotation, molecular function: phosphatidylinositol binding; small GTPase binding; ubiquitin binding. The record is from RefSeq and is a predicted model, not a curated record.